Messenger RNA from Otolemur garnettii (small-eared galago), 551 nucleotides. Its product is annotated as cytochrome c oxidase subunit 5A, mitochondrial-like. Gene Ontology annotation, biological process: mitochondrial electron transport, cytochrome c to oxygen. The record is from RefSeq and is a predicted model, not a curated record. Bases 1 to 504 code for a protein of 167 amino acids. The transcript has 2 exons. Lineage: Eukaryota; Metazoa; Chordata; Mammalia; Primates; Galagidae. Gene Ontology annotation, cellular component: mitochondrial inner membrane.
AUGUCGCUGGCAAAUGUGGCAACACAUACUACCAUGAAUUCUUCUUCCUGCUCACUACUGGGCACCGCUCUCUCCGGCGCUGUAGAUACAGCCGCCGGGCCGGGCCCUCGAGGCCUCCGGCACCCAGCCCCAGUCCACGUUCCCACCGCCGCUAUCCAGGCAAUUCGCUGCUAUUCCCAUGGGUCACAUGAGACAGAUGAAGAGUUGCAUGCUCUCUGGGUGACAUACUUCAACAAGCCAGAUAUAGAUGCCUGGGAAUUGCGAAAAGGGAUGAACACACCUGUUGGCUAUGAUCUGGUUCCAGAACCCCAAAUCAUUGAUGCUGCUUUCCAGGCAUGCAGAACAUUCAAUGAUUUUACUAGUGCAGUUCGCAUCCUAGCGGUUGUUAAGGACAAAGCAAGAUCUCAUUACAAAAUCUACCCCUAUGUCAUUCGGGAACUUAGACCAACUUUAAAUGAAUUGGGAAUUUCCACUCCAGAGGAACUGGGCCUUGACAAAGUGUGAACCCCAUGGAUGGACUUCCCAAGGACUUAUUGAUAAUACUACUUGAU